Molecule: messenger RNA, 2308 nt
Organism: Sycon ciliatum
Lineage: Eukaryota; Metazoa; Porifera; Calcarea; Leucosolenida; Sycettidae
Exons: 3
Coding region: 80-1663 (527 amino acids)
Source: RefSeq, a predicted model, not a curated record
CAACAGUAGGCAGUUUGAGUUUUGCUACAUUCUACGUCGUCGAGCUUACUGCAACGCAAGUCCUCGUAUUGUUGACAGAAUGACGUCUACGGCAACCGUCUCAUCUGGGCAGGCAUCCAAGGAAAUCCGAUUGUUCUGCCAGUCAUUAUUCAGACAGUAUCCAUGGUAUCAUCUGUACUCUAGCGAAGAGACAACGUGGGUGGUGGUCAGCGUUCAAGCGCCUCGGUACCAGAAGGAUGAAGACAGCAAAGUCAGUGAGACGGGUCGGGCACCACUGGAGUUGGUCGCCGUGAUUGAUAGAAGUACCAGCAUGGAGAGGCGCGGUAAAUUUGCCAUGGUGAAGGAAACUAUGCUCUUCGUCAUCCGACAAUUGAAUGAACACGACAAGCUGGGAAUCGUGUUAUACGACGAGGAAGUGACAUCAACUGGUUCACUCUGGAGGAUGGAUGCGAGCGGAAAAGCCAAAGCGACCUCUCUCAUUGAGCACAUGGAUACAGAAGUAGGCACAAAUUUAUGUGGAGGACUUGUGGAAGGGUUGGCCAUGAUUGAAGAUCUGCAGAAAGAAAAAUCCAGUGGAGACGCAAAUGCCGAAAAGAAGAAUGCAUCUGUGUCGUCUAUUCUUCUCAUGACGGAUGGUCAAGCCGAUGUGGGCUUCACCUCACAGCAAGAAAUAAUUGCUUGCUUAACACAACAAGCCCGCCAUGGCUUGUAUCCUUCUGGCAACUACCGUGCUCAUAACAACUUCCCAGCUCCAGCACAAGAACCGACAGUACCAUGUCCACCAUCAACACAACGAACAGUAGAACCGAGCCCAUUACAACUGCCCACUCUACCACAAGCAGCAGUAAAACAACCACUACCAUCCCUACAGGCAGCGUCGGCACCAGCAAUAAAACCUGUAGUAACAUCUACAAUAGCUAAUUCUACUGAACCUAGUGACGUUGUGGCUGCAAGUAUUUACACAUUUGGCUUUGGUGCCAAUCACAAUGCCGAGUUGUUGCAAGCAGUGAGUAAGGCUGGUAAUGGAAUGCACUACUACAUUGACUCAUCGGAGAAGAUUCCAGAGUCCUUUGCCGACUGCUUGGGUGGAUUGCUUAGCAGAGUUGUGAGUAAUGUAUCCCUGGAAGUCUCGGCUGUGAACAAUUGUAACAUAAUCGAAGCCUAUGCGGGCCAAAGUACCCAAUCAAGUGGUAGUGGUGUUGCCAUUACAUUGCCUCUGGCAGAUAUCCAGUCAAAAGAAUGCCGCGACUGUGUGUUCUGCUUGGAUCUGCCUGAUGUACCCAAUGAGCUUGAUGAGUUUACUAUUCUCAAGGCUAAGCUGACCUGCUUCAAUGUCAUGAAAAGUAUGCUGGAGAUGAAGGAAGCCUCGCUAGAAGUACGCAGAGUUCUGGAACUUCCAGAUGAUCUCACACCCAAUCCGCAAGUUUACUGUCACUAUGACCGCAUCAAAUCAGCUAAGGACCUUGAAAGUUAUCACUCAUCGGCGGACAAAGCAGAGCUUCAUUUUGCAAGAUACCAGCUAUAUAGAGCGCAAAAAUCCAUAGCCUCCGGACGCGUGCAGACAACAGACAUUCUCAGAAACAAUCCAUCCGCUAUUUCCCUUUCAGCAGAUCGAGAGCUGAUGCAUGACGCAGCCAACGAAGGUCAUGAAAUGGAAAGUUGAAAAGGAAAGCCUGUCCGUCUCUUCACGAUGAUGCCAGUCUGAUCAGAUGCUCAGCGUUGGCUGUAGGGCUGAUGAAGAGUUGUAGUUCCACCGCCAAUGACAUCCAUGCUUUCACCUUACCAACCAGGCUGUCUAGCGCUUCGCAUCUAUUACUGUCUCAGUGUAUGUGUAAGUCUUCGUUUAAAAAAUAAAAAUGCAUUUCGAGGGCGGAUCGUUCACAAAUAAUCUAAGAAGUAUAUUGUUCUGCACUGUUCCGUAUUGUUCUGUAUUGUUUUUUGUUGUUUUGAUCAUUUAGGAAAAUGGAUUGCCUAUUCCCUCAAAGGAAAAUGACCUUAACCCAGGCACCUGGGAUGUCUCUCGACCAAACCCCUUCAGCUCGCUUUACAAUGCACUUAUUUGUGGCGUUAUUCGUUUUGUCCCGUCAUUUCCGAGGCCGUAAGAGACAUAAUGAAUGCAUAUUGUGCUUACACAUUGUACAUGUACAUGUCCCAUUCCUCGCUGCAGCCCAUAGGCAUAGAGAUAACGUACUGUAGGCUAUAUGUGAACAGUCAUGAACAAAUAAUCGUCGUUUGAAUUCUGAGAUCCACACAAGUACACUGGAGUGGAAUUCACUUGGGAAGUGGAAGAGUGGAAUGCACUUGCCUU